UGUUUUUAUUCCUUUUGAAAGCGAAGAGGCGCGUGUAGAAGCUGACUCUCGCAGUGCUCCAGUGUCUGUCACAUUUAUUUUUACCACGCGUGUUAGUUGUCAGCGUUCGACAGUUCCAGACCUCGUACGUGCUGGUGACCAUGGCGGAGUUGGUGCCAAACGUGGACAUAGGAGAGGUGGAGCGGGAUUCCGGGUUCCUGGGCUUCCUCAGGUCCCUUCCAGAGAAGCCUGCGACAACAUUCCGGUUUUUCGACAGGAAUGACUACUACACUGUUCAUUCGAGCGAUGCGGAGUAUGUGUGCCGCGAAGUGUUCCGGACCAUGUCUGUCCUCAAGUACCUUGGCUCCGGAGACAAGAAGAUAGGGUCGGUGUGCCUGAGCAAGCGCAACUUCGAGGCCCUGCUUGUGGACCUGCUGCUGGUCAAGCGCUACCGGGUCGAGGUCUACCAGAACACUGGUGCCAAGGGGAAUGCCUGGAGCCUCGUCACAAGGGCAUCUCCAGGGAACCUCGCCCAAGUGGAAGACGUCCUGUUUGGAGGCAAUACCCAAAUGUCCGAAGCCAAGGGCGUCAUGGCCGUCAGCGUCAAAUUCGACGGCAAACAACAGACGGUGGGCAUUGCCUACGGGGAUGCGGUGCUUCAGGAGCUGACGGUCGUGGAGUUUGACGACGACGAGCACUUCUCCAAUCUCUGCACAGUCCUGGUGCACCUGGGCCCCCAAGAGUGCCUCAUCUCGUCGCCAGACGCCAAGAAGUUUGCCGAGGUGAAGGGUAUCGUGGAGCGGUCGGGAAUUCUGCUGACCGAGUGCAAGCCGGCCGACUUUGUGUCCAAGGACAUUGUGCAAGACCUGGGUCGUCUGCUGGCUCCAUCCUCGGUGCCCCAGGGACAGGCGGCCAUGCUGCCGGAAGUGGAUCUUAAGGUUGCCAUGGAGUCACUGGCCGGGGUCAUCAAGUACCUGAAUCUGACAUCGGACAGCGAGAACUUUGGCCGCUUCCGAAUGUCGACGUUUGACUUCAGCCAGUACAUGCGCAUCAAUUCGGCCGCAAUUCGUGCCCUUGGGGUGCUUCCGGGCAGUGACGACCAGAAGGCUGACCUGAGUCUGCUGAAAGUGCUGAACCGCUGCCGCACACCCGGCGGUCAGCGGCUCUUGGCGCAGUGGCUGAAGCAGCCGCUCACGGAUGUCCGCAAGAUCGAGGAGCGCCUGGAGAUGGUGGAGCUGUUUGUGCAGAAGGGGGAGCUGCGCCACUGCCUGCACGAGGACUACCUGCGCCACUUCCCCGACCUCCUGAGGGUGGCCAAGCGGCUGCAGAGGCACAAGAGCACCCUGCAGGAGCUGUACAAGACGUACCAGACGCUGAAGGUCCUGCCCAAGGUGCGGGAGGUCCUGUCCAAGGCUGCGGACGAGGACAAGCGCGCCGUGCUGCAGGGACUCUUUGUAAAGCCUCUCGCGGAGCUGGAAAACGACUUCUCCAAGUACCUUGAGAUGGUGGAGACAACUCUGGACCUGGAGGCUGCGGAGAGCGGGGACUUCCUCGUCAAGCCCGACUUCGACGACGACCUCCAAGCCCUGCGAGAAGAAUUGGAUUCUCUGGAAGCAAAGUGCCAGGGCUACCUUGACAAGGCUGCGAGGGACCUUGGCCUCGAGGCCAGCAAGACCAUCAAGCUGGAAUCGAACAAAGAACUUGGCUUCCACUUCCGCAUCACCAGGAAGGAGGAACGGGCGCUGCGUUCCCGCAAGGGCUACGUGGUCAUCGACACGAAGCAGAACGGAGUGCGCUUCCGAAGCCCCGACCUGCUCUCGUCCAACGCGAGCUAUCUGGACACGAGAAGGGCCUACGAGGAGGCCCAGCAGAGCAUCGCCAAGAUGAUCGUCGACAUUGCAGGGGGCUAUGCGGAGCCCAUGCACCAGUUGUCGGACGUCAUCUCGCACCUGGACGUCCUGGUGGGUUUGGCAGUGGCGGCCGCCAGUGCAAGCAAGCCUUACGUCCGUCCCAAGAUUCUCGAAAAAGGUUCUGGCAUCUUGAAGAUGACUGGCCUGCGUCAUGCAUGUGUGGAGUCUCAAGACAACAUCAUGUUCAUUCCCAAUGACAUAGAGAUGAAGAAAGGUUCCAGCUCCUGCUACAUCAUCACGGGCCCCAACAUGGGAGGCAAGUCGACCUACAUCCGUUCCGUGGCGCUGGCAGUGCUGAUGGCGCAGGUGGGCAGCUUUGUGCCGUGCGACAGUGCCGAGCUGUCCCUGGUGGAUGCCGUGCUGACGCGCAUCGGGGCGGGGGACCAGCAGCUCAAGGGAGUCUCCACCUUCAUGGCCGAGAUGCUCGAGUCCGCACACAUCCUCAGGAACGCCACUGCCGACUCCCUGGUGGUCAUCGAUGAACUGGGCAGAGGAACGUCCACCUACGACGGAUUUGGCCUGGCCUGGGCCAUCUCCGAGCACCUGAGCAAGGAGGCAGACGCCUACUGCCUGUUUGCCACCCACUUCCACGAGCUGACGGAGCUGGCCCAGGAGCUGCCGUGCGUGCGCAACGUGCAUGUCACGGCAGACGUGCGGGAGGACAGCUUCACCCUUCUCUACAAGGUCAAGCCAGGUGUCUGCAACAAGAGCUUUGGUGUGGAAGUGGCAGAACUCACACAUUUCCCAGAGCAUGUCAUAAAGGAUGCCAGACAAGUUUUGGCACAGCUGGAAGGAACAGCUCGUCUUGAAGACUCACUCCCCAUGGAUACUCAGUAGCUGCCUUAGGU
This is a messenger RNA of Ixodes scapularis (black-legged tick), 2737 nucleotides long. It is a transcript of the gene spel1, whose product is annotated as DNA mismatch repair protein Msh2. Gene Ontology annotation, biological process: mismatch repair; mitotic recombination. Gene Ontology annotation, cellular component: MutSalpha complex; nucleus. NCBI's taxonomy places the organism in Eukaryota, Metazoa, Arthropoda, Arachnida, Ixodida, Ixodidae. The transcript is spliced from 26 exons. The record is from RefSeq and is a predicted model, not a curated record. Gene Ontology annotation, molecular function: ATP-dependent DNA damage sensor activity; ATP binding; mismatched DNA binding. The coding region runs from base 141 to 2726 and encodes 861 amino acids.